UACCGUGAGAAGCUAGGGUUAGGAGACGAGUCAGUCAGACCCUCUCGUUUGGCGCUGGACGGCGAGCGUCGGGCGGCGAGCGGCGGGCGGCGGGCGGCGCCGGUGAUUCCUCUCUGGUGAUUGUCCCGCUAAGUGGCAGCCCUGCUCCGAGCGUUCCGUGCUGGGCCGGCGGCCAGCGAGCGGCGCGGCUGAUACCUCUCCGGCGAUUGUCCGGCCAGCCGUGCUCAAUCCCCAACUGGAUUUGGGCCCCUAGAUUGGGCUAGAUUUGCAAAGCAAACAGAGGAGGCGAGUAGCUCGUGACUCAUUGGGUUGUCUCCUCCAAGUUCAGCACAUCUAAAAAGGAAGUAGGAGAGAGGACGAGUAACUAUGGAAUGCCAAAGUGAAGUGAGCAAGGCUCCUUCUUUGGCUAUUUGUGAUGUCCAGUCUGACGCAGAAUCAGCCGUCCACACUAGGCCAAGUCUGGACAUUGGGUUUACUACACCACAGAAAUCCUAUAGUGCACCUUUUUGUGGCUCAUCUUGUACUCCAGAGUGUGAUGAUGCCAUCAGACCAGCCAUUGGGAUGACUUUUGCUGAUUUGAACGCAGCCAAGGAGUUCUAUGAAGCUUAUGCACAUCAUGUUGGUUUUUCAGUACGUGUGGGGCAGCAAAAGAUUGUCAAUGGUGUCAUUACUCACAAGCGUUUCUACUGUGACCGUGAAGGUUUCCGUGAAGAGCGGAAAGGUAAGGAAACUUUGGUAGCUAGCACUGGUAGUAAGAGGAGAUAUGAGAGGAAAAUCACUAGAUGUGGGUGCGAAGCUAAACUUGCAGUCAAACGCACGGUCGAGAAUAAGUACAUUGUGACACUUUUCGAACAGGAGCACACACACACACUUGUAUCACCCAGUAAAAAACAAUUCAUCAGAUCAAACAGGAAAGUUAGCCAACAAGCAAAAACUACAUUAUGGAACUGUCAUAAAGCUAGCAUUGGCACAUCCCUAGCAUACAGGUUCCUUCGUGUAGACUUGGGGGGUUUUGAGAAUGUUGGCUGUACAAAGAGAGACUUGCAAAAUCACCACCGAAACCUUAGGUGCCUCAUCAAGUCAUCCGAUGCUCAAAUGUUUGUUGACCAGCUUGCUAGAAAACAUCUUGCAAAUUCAGGAUUUUAUUUUGACUAUGUUCUUGAUGAUAAGGGCAGACUGGUACAUGUGUUCUGGGCGGAUGCCACAUGUAGGAAAAAUUAUGCUCUAUUUGGAGAGCUUGUGUCCUUUGACUCCACGUAUAGCACCAAUCAAUAUAACAUGAUAUUCACCCCCUUUACUGGAAUCAAUCACCAUAAGGCAAGUGUUUGUUUUGGUGCUGCAAUGUUACACGAUGAGAAGGCAGAUUCUUACAAGUGGUUGUUUCGCACAUUCUUGAAAGCUAUGGGAGGGGUUGCACCUAGGUUUAUAAUAACUGACGAAUGUAGUAGCAUGGACAAUGCAAUAAGGGAAGUUUUCCCAGCAGCCGCACAUAGGCUAUGCAUGUGGCAUAUUAUGAAUAAGAUCCCUCAAAAGGUUGGCCCUGAUUUGAAGACCGAUGAGGAUUUCCAUGAACGAUUAGGUCGGUGCGUGUGGUCUUCUGAAACUCCUACUGAAUUUGAGGAACGAUGGAAAGAAAUUAUGUCAGAGUAUGGGUUGGAAGAUGAUGAAUGGUUCAGUAAAAGGUUCAGCCUUCGAGAAUCAUGGAUACCAGCUUAUUUCAAAGAAAUAGCUUUGUCAGGGCUUAUGCGGACUACUUCAAGGUCAGAGAGUGCCAAUUCUUUCUUCUCACGUAUUAUUGGUUACAAACAUGCUUUGGUUGAGUUUUGGCUUAGAUUUGACACAGCUUUGGAAGAACAACGUCAUAAGGAGUUGCAAGAGGACCAUGUGAGCCUACAUACGAUGCCUGUGUUGAAGACAUCGUGGGCGAUUGAAAAGCAUGGCAGCGAGGUGUUCACGCAUGAGAUAUUUCAGGAUUUUCAACAUGAGUUGCUUGCUGAUAGGGAUCGUUGCCUUGUUGAGAUGAUGGCACAUGAUGGUGAGGUAAAAACAGUAACUAUACAUGAUGGCUAUAAGAAACUAAGGGUGGUAACUUACAACACAACAACCAUGGUAGGUUCUUGCACAUGUAAGUUGUUUGAGACACAUGGUAUCCCAUGUCGUCAUCUGAUCCAUGUCCUAAGAACUGCCCAACUAAAUGAAUUGCCAAAGCAUUAUGUACUCAAAAGGUUUAGAAAGGACUGCAAAACCGAGCCAAUCUUUGACGAGGACGGCAUUCUAUUGGAAGGCAAUGAGAGCAGUUCAAUUGAUCCGGAGAUACAAAAAUUAGCUUCAGAAACAUGUAAGAAGAUGGAAGACAUUUUAGUACAAGCGAAGCAAUCUAAGGUCGGCAUCCAAUUCUUGAGAGAUCAUAUUUUUGCACUUGGAGAGCAAUUGUCUACCCAAGUUCCAGCGAAAAAACAAACUCAAACAGAAGAAUUUGAGGAAUUUUUAGGUUGUUCCAUUCCAAGUGAGGUUCAUAUCCAUCCUCCAAAUGAUAUUCGAUCAAGGGGUAGAAUCAAAAGACUAAAGGGGUACAGGGAUAAGGGUGGAAAGCAAAGACAGAAAGAGAAGAACAAGAACAAGGACAAGGAAAUGCAGCAGACAUGAUUAUGGUUGCUUGGUGGCCCUACCGACUUCUGCAAGUUAUUAGGACUAAAAUUAUCCCAUUGGUAUGUUCUUGUCUAGAGUGAAGGAGCUAUUAGUUGUUGGUGCCACACUUCUGCAAGUUAUAAGCUAGUGUACUGGAGCUAUGUGCUCAAUGACUGAUGUAUAUAAAGGUGUAAAUUUGCUAUCACUGUUACUGACGCGUCUAUUUUGUAAGUGUGUACUGGAGUGAGGCAUUAUCUUGGGUGACUGAAUCAGAUUGAUGUUGCAUAAUCACACUAUGUGCAGCUGUACUGUUUGCCUUACUUAAAUCUAUUCUGGGCAAUGGUCUCAAUUGCUGGAA
This is a messenger RNA of Triticum dicoccoides, 2986 nucleotides long. Its product is annotated as protein FAR1-RELATED SEQUENCE 5-like. Gene Ontology annotation, molecular function: zinc ion binding. The record is from RefSeq and is a predicted model, not a curated record. Bases 367 to 2646 code for a protein of 759 amino acids. Lineage: Eukaryota; Viridiplantae; Streptophyta; Magnoliopsida; Poales; Poaceae. The transcript has 5 exons.